AUGGAAAUAGAUGAAUGUAAAGAUAAUGAAUAUCGAUGUCAUAAUGGUUUAUGUACACCAGAAGAAUUUUGGGAAAAUGAUUUUGGUGAUGCUGAUUGUCUUAAUCGAUCUGAUGAAUUUGCUAAUGUUUUAUAUCCAAAUAAUUGUUAUCGAGAUUCAAUAUCUCGUUGUGAAGAACACUUAUGUCGAACAAAUUGGUUUGAUUUUGUAUGUGGAGAUGAACAAUGUGUACAAACGUUUGAUAAAUGUCAUAAUAGACAUCAUCUUUUAUUAAUACAAUUAAUAUCAAAUUAA
Messenger RNA from Rotaria sp. Silwood2, 294 nucleotides. Lineage: Eukaryota; Metazoa; Rotifera; Eurotatoria; Philodinida; Philodinidae. The record is from the annotation of a GenBank genome assembly.